Molecule: messenger RNA, 534 nt
Organism: Symbiodinium pilosum
Lineage: Eukaryota; Dinophyceae; Suessiales; Symbiodiniaceae
Source: the annotation of a GenBank genome assembly
AUGCUCCAAGGCCUCCUGGACUUCUUGGCUUCCGGCAGCACCGAAGCCACGGAACUUCUCCGGCAAUAUGUCGUGCAUGUGGUGCCGGUCCUGAAUCCAGACGGUGUGGCCUACGGCCACCACCGCCUGGAUCUGCGCGGGGAGAACCUCAACCGCGUGUACGGGAAGGCAACCCUCGAGCACCACCCCUCAAUAGUGGCGGCGGAAAAGGCCUGCCUCUGCGCCCACGAGCAUCAGGGAGGGCUGCGCCUGUACCUGGACCUCCAUGCCCACAGCAAUCGCCGUGGCGCCUUCCUUCUGGCUGAUGCUGGUCGCGAUGCCGAAGCCCGCCUGUUCGGCUGGGCCUUAGGAAGGUGUUGCAACAUCUUCGAGUACUCGCAGAGUGACUUCAGCGAGUCUAAGCGAGGAACUGGCAAAUCCACAAUGGCAAAGCUGACAGGGAAUCCUCUCUGCUACACGGUUGAGUGUCACUACAUUCGAGGCUGGUUGGCCGGGGACCACAGGUCACAAGUUAGACACAACAGCAACGGGUAA